Molecule: messenger RNA, 1794 nt
Organism: Rasamsonia emersonii CBS 393.64
Lineage: Eukaryota; Fungi; Ascomycota; Eurotiomycetes; Eurotiales; Trichocomaceae
Product: Kinetoplast-associated protein-like protein
Exons: 4
Source: RefSeq, a predicted model, not a curated record
AUGGGCAAGAAGAAGAAUAAGAAGAAGAAUACUAUUAACCUCGCUGCUCCCCCUACUACAGAAGAAAACAAUUUCGCCGAGUUAGACGCCAGCAAGGCAAUUGCAGCUCCUGAAGAUGGAGCAGCCAACGUUCCAAGUUUCAACGACCAUCACUAUCAAACGUUUGAUCGUCGGACUCUGAAAUUUUCAUAUUAUCCUAUUGUUCCUAAGGCUACGGUAUCAUUGUCGCCGGACCCUAAUGCAGACGUUGCUGACACGGAAGCGGAAAAGGGGGAUGAGACGGGCAACCCGGUAGUCGAAGAAAAUACCUCGGAAGAGAAGCCCUCUGAGGACAACCCUCCACCUCCUGCUGAAGAGUCCUCACCACCUGAACCCGAAGCUCCGGACUCAUCAGAAUCACCUGCUCCUGAUUCCGAGAACCCAGAAUCCUCUGAUCAACCCCAAGACAAGCCAGAUCAAAAUGACGAGAACCAGGAAGCUGUAGCUGAAACUGAGGAUUCAAGUCAAAAUCAAGGACUGGAUGGUAAAACUGAUGAGGCCGCAGGCGAGCAAGGUGGGGAUGAUGGGGAGAAAGCCGCUGAAAAUCAGCCAGCAGAGGAGAACAAUAUUUCCGACGACCAAGCUCAAAACGAUAGCGCAGAGCCCGGUAAUGAUGACAAGCCACCAGAAGAGGCGUCGGAAGAACCAAACGAAGUAGCCGUUAAACCAGCUGAUGACGAGAACCCAUGGGACAACAAUGAAUGCGAUCCUUCUGCAGAACUAGAUAAGGUGGAGGCAGAAAAAGAGGCCGAGGCCAAGCAGGCAGCAGAGGAUGCUGAAGAAGAAGAAAGAGAAGUGGCAAUCAUCAUUGAAGAUAGUGCAGAAGGAGAUCCGGAAAUAUCGAAUGACCCCGCUGAUGGAGAUGGAAAAGAGGAGCCAACAGAGGAUUCCGAGCAAAAAGAUUCACCAACAGCCGAAAAUGAAGUAGAGAAGAGCGAGGCUGAGACUCCAGAAGACAAAGCUGAAGCAGAACCAACCGACGCUACGUCCGGAGAGGAGGCUGAAUCUUGGGAAGAUCCCUCCAACGACAAGGAGAAUGAAGCAACAGAUGCCGCAGAACCUACAACGGCCGGCGAUGAUUCAGAAUGCAAGGAGGCUGAAGAAGAGAAUGUGCCCCUUGAGAAUGCUCCUGGUGAAGAGACGCCUGCUGAGGCUGAGGAGGCUUCCCCAGAGGAAGAAGAGGUUGAAGAUGCUAAAGAGAUGCCAGCAGAAGAUAACCCGGCUGAUGCAGAAGAACAACCCGCCGAGGAGGUAGCAGUGUCUGCUGAAGAGGAGCCAGAAGCAGAGGCAGUCGAAGAGGAGCAAGGUGAAGGAGAACCAGAAGAUGUACCUGAAGAAGAGCCACCAAAAGAAACAGAAGAAAUCCCAGCGGAGGAAGUCCCGGCAGAAGAGGAGGAAAAGCCGGAGGAAGAUUUAGCAGGAACGGAAACUGCUGAAGGACCAUCUGAAGGGGUUGCUGCCGAGGAAGCACCUGAAGUGCCUGCUGAAGAGGCUGCUGAAGAGGUUGCUGAGGAGGUUGCUGAGGAGGGAGCUACUGACGAUGCUCCGGCAGAAGAAGCUGCCGCUGAGGAGACUCCCGUUGAAGAGGCUCCAGCGGAGGAAGCCCAGGCAGAGGAAGCCCCAGCGGAAGAGGCCCCUGCCGAUGAAGCUCCUGUUGAGGAAGCCCCUGUCGAGGAAGCCCCUGCUGAGGAAGUUCCUGCCGAUGAAGCUCCCGCGGAGGAGGCUCCUGCAGAAGAAGCUCCUGCCGAUGAAGCU